CGAGACAGACGACUGCAUAAGUUGGCAUCUGACUCAGCCAGUCAUAAUUGCCAUCUCAUAACGGUCUAUCCACUCCCGAUCGAGUAAUGGACGCUGAGAUCUAACCACCAACUACGAUCACAGACAGUCACACAAAUACUGGAGUAGACAGACUGAAAGACAGAUCCAAUUCCAUCCCUCCACGUCCGCCACCGACAUCCAAAGUCGCCGACGCCACGAGGCCACGGAGCCUUGCCAAGAAAGUCUCCGUCGAGUCGCGGAGACUUCACCCUUCGACUCAGUAUAAGAGCUGAGAGCUGAUCAUUCCAGAUCGACUCUAUCCAUCAAUACCAUUUACAGUCAGUACUUCAUAUACCAUCAACAUUUCCUCCCUCCUCCGUGAUCAAAAUGCCCCGCCCCAAAACCAUCGCCUUCUUCGGAGCCACCGGCGGCUGCACCCUGAACUGUCUCAUUCCCGCCCUGCAGGCCGGCUACCGCUGCAACGCCCUGGUACGAUCCCCCCCGAAACUCCACGCCCUCCUCCACCAACACGACGUCACCGUCCCCACCGCCAAUCUCGCCGUCAUCCAGGGUUCGAUCGACGACGCCGACGCCGUGCGCAGGACGCUGAUCGUCGCGUCUGCGUCAGCCCCCGACACUCCCAAUUCCAGCCCAGACGGUGACGGUGAGCUGGUCGACUUCAUCGUCUCCGGCGUCGGCGGCACCCCGCGCUUCGAUAACCCGCUGCGUCCCACCCUCGACAACCCGACUAUCUGUCAGGAUGCGGUGCGCGCGGUGCUGGACGCGUGUCGCGGACUGCAGAGCCAGGGUCUCGCGGGGGCUGGGUCCGGGACCGGGUCAGGGUCUGGCUCCACCGGGGGCAAUCACACCGCUGCACCCAGCCAGAGGAAGAAGCCGUUCCUCAUCGUCGUCAGCACCACCGGCAUCGCGUCGAAACGCGACAUCCCCAUCGCCAUGAUCCCGCUGUACCAUUGGAUGCUGAAGGUGCCGCACGACGACAAGCGCGUGAUGGAGGAGGUCAUCCGGGGGGAGAUGCGGAGGGAGCCAGAGGGCGAGCGCGCGCUGAGCGGGUAUACGAUUCUCAGGCCGAGUUUGUUGACGUCGGGCGAGGGGGUUGGGGCUGGGAAGAUUCGCUUCGGGGUCGAUGACGAUGCUGCGGUUGGGUAUACGAUUUCGAGAAAGGAUGUUGGCGCGUGGAUGUUUGAGAGGUUGGUCGAGGGGAAGGGCGAGUUUGAGGGGAGGGUGGUUAGUUUGACGGCUUGAUUGGUUUUGUCUUUCUUUUCUUUUAUGUUGUGGGAUGGGAUUUGAAUGGUUUUGGUUGCGAUGUUCGGUUAGCCUUUUCCUUUUCUUUUACUCGUUUAUUUAGGUCCUUGGUCGAUGGGAUAGAUGGAUAUAAUACAAAUUGGAAAUAUGAGACUACACAAAAUCAAAAUCCA
This is a messenger RNA of Aspergillus steynii IBT 23096, 1436 nucleotides long. RefSeq lists its product as uncharacterized. The transcript is spliced from 2 exons. The record is from RefSeq and is a predicted model, not a curated record. Lineage: Eukaryota; Fungi; Ascomycota; Eurotiomycetes; Eurotiales; Aspergillaceae. The coding region runs from base 388 to 1263 and encodes 291 amino acids.